Messenger RNA from Cotesia glomerata, 4817 nucleotides. Its product is annotated as trichohyalin-like. The record is from RefSeq and is a predicted model, not a curated record. Bases 41 to 4324 code for a protein of 1427 amino acids. The transcript is spliced from 22 exons. Lineage: Eukaryota; Metazoa; Arthropoda; Insecta; Hymenoptera; Braconidae.
UUACCGCCGUUAUUCAAUGAUAAUUUGAGAACUCGAGAAAAUGCAUCACACAUUUGGGAGCGUGAAAGGAGACUCUUUGUGUCCACUUGGUUUUCAUCCACAUGUACGAUGGCCAACACGCUGCAAAAGAUGCCUCAGGGACUACAAAGACCACUCAGGAAAAAGAACAAGUUUAAAAACAGACACAACAUCAUCAACACCAAGUUUGUCACGCUGGGAACCAUCCUCAAAUAGAUCUAGUGAAAGUCCCGAGUCUAGAAGGACUUGGGCAUCGACAUCGAAUCUAGUGAAGGAUGAGAACCUGUCGAAGCCAUCCAGCACAACAUCAUCAGUGUCUGCAGAAUGGAAUUCAGCGAUGGAUCUUCCCAGUCUGGUCGAGUCUUCGAAUUCCACCUGGGAAUCUGAUAAGCCGUCAUCAAGGCCCAAAAGCUUCACAUCGCCCAAGGUUGACAGUUACACAUUUAGGAGGCACUCUAUCGAUGAAACGGCGUUGCAGAAUGAUCGCCAGCCAGCAAAGCUCCAGAUCAAGCAGGUCAUUGAUAAGACUUGUAAUAAUUCUGAAAACGAUGUUGAAUUUAUUAUUCAGGUGAGAAAAGCGGACUAUAAAAAAGACGUAGAGAAAAAAAAAGAUAAUAAUAAUCGUGAAAUAAAUGAAUUGGAAAGUCUUAAGGCUCAGCUGAGUGAUAUGAAGGCGCGCUGCGAGAGGGUUGAAAGGGAAAAAAGCGAAAUACUUUUACGAAGACUUGCAACUAUGGAUUCAGUAUCUGCUAAAACGCCUAAGAGUAGUGAAAUGUCGAGGCUGCAAAAAUCACUUAAAGAAUUGCAAUCCAAGAACGAAGCCUUGAACGAGGAAAAGAUGACUCUCCUUGCACGGUUGAAAAAUCUUGAAAAAGAUACUGACUCGAAAGGCGGGAAGAGCGAGCGAGAAAAGGCCGUUGAGGAGCUCAAGUCGAAGCUCAAGGCCGCAGAAACUCUUUGCGAGUCUCUUAUGGAUGAGAAUGAGGACAUGAAGAAAGAAAUACGGGAAUUGGAAGAGGAAAUUUAUGAGAUGCAGGAUAACUUUAGGGAGGAGCAAGCUGAUGAGUACACCGGAUUGAGGAAGGAUCUCGAUCAGGCGAACAAAAACUGCCGAAUUCUUUCCUUUAAAUUACGAAAGAUGGAACGAAAGACUGAACAGUUAGAGUCUGAAAAAAGUGAAUUAGAAAACAAACACGAAGAGAUAAAAAAAGUUGAAGAAGUCUUAAAAAAACUGGGAACUGAGUAUAAAACUCGUGGUUCCAAAUUCAAUGACCAUCCAUCUAAAGUACAGUUAAGAAAGAUGUUAGAGGAUGUAGAAAAAGAACUCGGUGAAGUAUACACUGUUUUUGGGGACAUUAUUAAUCUUUGUAUUGAUUCGCCCGCCGCUAGGGGGCAAGACAGUUCGCUUAAGUUCGACAAACUUGCCAAAGAAAACGAAUUGCUUCAGCAGAAAUUGGACAAUGCGAUGCGCGAUUUGGCAAAAGAAAAAGAAUCCAAUAAAUCGGAUAUCAAAAGCGACCCGCAAAAUUUGAAAAAAAAAUUAAAUGAAGCUACGGCCGCCAGAGAGUCAGAUCGCAAAAUUUGGGAAUCAGAAAAAUCAAAAUUACAAGAAGAAAAAGAGAAAUUAAAGUCAAAAUUACUAUCACUGUCUGCUGAAAAGCUUAAGGUUUAUAAUGAAGUUUUACAGUUGAAAAAGGAUUUAGAAACAGCAACGUCAUCGGAGAAAAAUAACGCUAAGAUGGAAGUAACUGUAAAUGAAUUAAGAAAAGAAUUAAAUGCCGAGAGAGAACGAUGUAAGAAGUUACAAGACGAUUUAACAAUGUCCACUGAAAAAGAAAGUAGAAUGUUAAAGAAUGCUGCCAAAUUGGAGCAAUCAAAGUCAUUAGUAGAAAGUGAAUUAAAGAAAUUGAAAACGGAAUUUGAGGGCAUUAAGUCAUCAACUUCAAUGAAAGUGGCCAAAGCGACCGCUGAACUAGCGGAAGUUAAAAAAGAAAGAGAUAAAUUGAAGGCUCAGAUUGAAGAAGAUAGACUGGCCAAAGAUACAGAACUCAGCAAUUUGAAGAAAAAAUUGGCGACUUUAGAGAAAGCAGGAGCUAGUGCCAAAAAAAUGGCGGAUCUUAAGCAAACUUACACUGAAAAAAUUACAAUCUUAGAAGAAGAGAUAAAAAAAGGUCAGGAGUUGUUUGACGGUCUGCAUACAAAACAUGCAGCUUUGCAGGAUUCUAAACGACAGUUGGAGAAUCAAGUUGAGAUUUUAAAUAGUCAUAUAGGAGAUUAUAAAAAUCAAUUAGAAAAUACGGAAGAACGUGUCCGAUAUCUUGAAGAAGCUAAUCGGCUUAAAGAAAUUACUUGGAAAAAAGAAAAAUCACGAUUGGAGGAAAUGCUGAAAGAACGUGAGAGAUCCUCGACGGUUAAUGGACAAUUAGAAGAAUCUAAGGAAGAAAUCAGUCGUAUUGUUAAAGAAAAUGAAUCAUUGAGAAUUCAAUUAGAAGAUAUGAGAAAAAUGAACGAUGACUUGACAAGUAAAUUAAACGAUUACAAUGCUGUGAAUAAGUUCCAACGAAAUUUAUCAGCCGACACUUCGGCGUUGGACAACGAGUUACGAAAGACCAAGAGUUUGCUCGCCGACGCGGAGAAGGCGAGAAAGACGGAUCUUGCUCAGUGUAAAAUGCGUUAUGAGCAGAGAAUAAAGGCAAUAAAUGAUGAAAUACAGUCAAUUCAAAAUCAAUUGUCGCGUUAUAAACGCGAGAGAGACACUUAUAAGCAUAUGAUGGAGGGCGCCCAGAAGACUAUUGCCGAGCUCAAGGCGACUCGUCAACGAAGACCCUCAACUACAUCAACUGGAAAAUCAGAUGAGGAUGAAGAGUCCACCGGUACAAACGUUUCUACACUGGAGCAGCAGAUCAGUAUGAUGGAAGAUGAGCUAUCAGAAAGUAAAUUGGAAGCUUCUAAACUCAAGACUGAAUUAGUGUCUGAACGAUCCGGCUGGCAGAUUAAAUUGUCUGAAAUGCAGUCAAGAAUAAAUGAGCUGGAGGAGGAGCGGAUUUUAGCAAGCGGUCGAACUAAAAUUCCAGGUUUAAAGGCACGUAUUGAGCUUGCCUGGCAGAAAGAAAGAGAAGAACAGCAGAGGCUAUUACAAGAGACCGCAACGCUUGCUAGGGAUUUACGCCAGACAUUGUACGAGGUCGAGCGGGAGCGUGACAAGGAGCGUCUGGAGAACAAGCGUCGCCAGGACCAGAUGAAGAAGAUAUUCGAUGAGGAGAAGGAGGAGAAUAAGAAGAAAUUGAUCGAAUUGCAAUGUGACCUUCUGGAGUUAAGAGAUGCCCACGCGAAGCUGAGGACAAGUAACGAGAAAAUGAGACGCGAAAAGGAGAGACACGAGAAAGAAAGAGAGGAAUUUAAGGACUUGAUUAUGAGUAAAAGACGUAUGGAGCAAAUAGAGGCCAGAAAUAUUAAUAUUUUGCUGAGCCAGGUCGAUGAUUUGAUGAAGUUAUUCCCAGAGUUGAGUAACAAGAUUGAUUCUUCCGGUAAAACUCCAGAUAAUUAUACUCCGACGCCUCCGAGAAGAACCAAGGGACCAAAGUCACGUGAAUCUUCGCCCAUGCUAGAGUCUAGGGAAGAUAUAAAAGCGACAAUCAACUUGAGUGGAAAGACAGAAAAACUUGAGUACACGAUUAGUAAAUUAAUGGAAGUAGCCAAAGAAUUACAAGAAUCAAAGAAGGUAUUGGCUAGAAGUGAUGUUUCAUCGAAGAAAAAACUUACAAAGAGGUCUAGCUCUAUUGAUGAUGACAGUGGACGAGGCUCUUCGACGUCGGCCCGCUCCAAACCGAGUCUCAAGCGUAAGAGUUUAUCUUUAGAACAGACCACUGGAAAGAACGAUCAAUCGAUUUGGGGAACUGAUAGCAAUGUUUCGAGCAUACAGUCAUUAGACUCUGAAGUUGAUACAAGACAUUUCAGUCUUCAAAGAGAUUCUAGUGUAGACAGCCGGCUGUCUGGAGGCUCGACGAAGAGUGAAAUGAUUCAGCGGGAUAAGAAGUAUAAUAAAAAUCUUAUGAGAAAAAUAACGAGUAAAUUAACAAAGUCUGCGAGUGUUGACGAUCCUAAUAGUUCUUUUGAUUUUUCUAUACAGACUUCGGGAUCAGAAGCAAGUAUAGAUGAGACUAAAGUAGAGAAGAAAAAUUUAAAGAAAAAAUUAAGUGCCAUGUUUAAGCGCAGUUCUUCCAAAAGCAACGGACUGGAUAAAAAAUCCAGUUCGGAGGACACGAGCAGGCCUGCUUCGAGAGCGUCCAAUGUAUCAAAGAGAUGAAGAGAUAUCGUAAAUGCAUAUGACGAAAAACUAAACUGAAUCCCGGAUAUUCAGCGUAGGCAUUUACCUUGCAGCUGGCUAUUAUUACGGAUGCCUUUGUAUAUUAUCUGCACUUUUACUUGUUACAAGUAGCCAAAAAAAGUGGUUCCGUUGUUAUUAUUCUUAUUGUAAUAAUAAAAAGUCCAAAAAAAAACUUACCGAUGAUCGAAAGAUAAUUGAAAGUGAAAUGUAGACUCGGUAAUUGCUGUCACACGCACAUAUAUUUAUAAAUACAGCUCUUUUAAAAUCUUUGAUGCAUCUUUCAUUACUUUCCCAGUAGUUUUAUGAGAAUUGUGACAAGGACAUGAAACGAUGAGGAAUCAUUGUGGUUUUAUUUAUAAAAAUAACACAUGUAUCAAGUGCGUGUGAAUCCAGGUGACUAACUCAACACUUUAAGGUCUACUAAAAUAAUUGGAAUACUAAGUAAAUUAUUUGAAUAAAUAAAUAAAUAAAA